CCGUUCGCGAGCUCCGAGCCUCUCGGUGUGCUCUCCGCUGCACCUCCGUGAAGGGCGGCUCGCACGAGUUACCUUUCCUGGAUUGUUCUCUGCUUUCUGGAGAUUUGCAUUGCUGCCUUAAACCAUGGACAUCAUUGGGUUUCUGAAGUCUCAAUUUAUUUGCCACCUCCUUAUGAGUUACAUAUUUAUCGUGUCGGGUCUGAUAAUCAACAUCAUUCAACUCUUCACGCUAAUUAUUUGGCCAUUCAACAAGCAACUUUUCAGGAAGGUCAAUUGCAAGUUGGCUUACUGCAUUUCAAGCCAGUUGGUGAUGUUGCUGGAAUGGUGGUCAGGCACUACUUGCACCCUCUACACAGACUCACAGAAUUACCUCAAGUACGGGAAAGAGAAUGCCAUCGUAAUCCUUAAUCACAACUUUGAAAUCGACUUUCUCUGUGGUUGGAACUUUUGUGAAAGAUUUGGGGUUUUAGGGAGUUCCAAAGUACUUGCAAAGAAGGAACUUUCCUAUAUGCCGAUCAUUGGCUGGAUGUGGUAUUUCCUUGAGAUGGUUUUCUGCAGGCGCAAGUGGGAAGAGGAUCGGAAAACUGUCAUGCAAGGCCUGCUUAAUCUCAGAGACUACCCUGAAAUCUUCUGGUUUCUGAUUCACUGUGAAGGCACAAGGUUCACAGAGCAAAAACACAAAAUCAGCAUGCAGGUGGCAGAAGCCAAAGGCCUGCCCAAACUCAAGCAUCAUCUCCUGCCACGGACAAAAGGAUUUGCUGUCACCGUCCAGUGUUUGAGAAAUGUAGUUUCAGCUGUGUACGAUUCUACACUGAACUUUAGAAAUAAUGAAAAUCCAACUUUACUAGGAAUUUUAAAUGGGAAAAAAUACCAUGCAGACUUAUAUGUCAGGCGGAUUCCAUUAGAAGAAGUCCCGGAAGAUGAGGAGGAAUGUUCUCAUUGGCUUCAUAAACUCUAUCAAGAAAAGGACUCCUUUCAAGAGGAAUACUACAGGACAGGAGCAUAUCCGGGCACUCCAAUAGUUCCACCUCGGCGGCCAUGGACUCUCUUGAAUUGGCUUUUCUGGGCCUUAUUGCUGCUCUUUCCUCUGUUCAAGCUGCUCAUGGACAUGAUCAGCAGUGGCUCGUCACUGACGCUUGCUACUUUUGCCUUUGUCUUCGUGGCAACUUCAGCUGGUGUUCGAUGGAUGAUAGGUGCUACAGAAAUUAACAGAGGCUCGGCUUAUGGCAACCACGGUCACAAGGGAAAACGGAAGUGAACUCUCCAAAGACUGCUUCAUACCCAAAGGGAAGACACACACCUGCUGCGAACUGUUGUGCACAUCAUUCUCCUUCAAAUACGAAGACGAGGAAGCCUAACGGAGAGAUGGCCAUAGAUGAGCUGGAUUCAUUCUCUUCUUCCCCCAACCCUUCCUGCUGGGGAUAUUAGUCACCCUUCUGCACAUGAUUUGAUCAUUAUUUUCC
This is a messenger RNA of Elgaria multicarinata webbii, 1463 nucleotides long. It is a transcript of the gene AGPAT4, whose product is annotated as 1-acylglycerol-3-phosphate O-acyltransferase 4. The coding region runs from base 125 to 1258 and encodes 377 amino acids. The transcript has 9 exons. NCBI's taxonomy places the organism in Eukaryota, Metazoa, Chordata, Lepidosauria, Squamata, Anguidae. Gene Ontology annotation, molecular function: 1-acylglycerol-3-phosphate O-acyltransferase activity. The record is from RefSeq and is a predicted model, not a curated record. Gene Ontology annotation, cellular component: mitochondrial outer membrane; endomembrane system.